Prorocentrum cordatum is the source of this 1311-nucleotide messenger RNA. NCBI's taxonomy places the organism in Eukaryota, Dinophyceae, Prorocentrales, Prorocentraceae. The record is from the annotation of a GenBank genome assembly.
AUGGUGAAUGCCACGGCCGUAGCGACCCUGCUUGGCCGCUACGCGGACUUGUGCGGCGUGCUGGCGCUGUUCCCCAUCCUCAUGCACGUCAAGUUUGGCAGCCUCAUUCGUGCCCAGACCGCCAGGCGGAAGGCCCAGGAGACGCAACCGCCGCCUGGAACUCCAGACGCAACGCCCAAGGACGAGAAGAAGGGCAAACCCAGUGCCAAGGCCAAGGCGGCGCCGGCAGCCGCAGCGGGAGCUGGCGAGCAAGGGCGGACGCCAGCAGACGGCACCGCCGCAGGGGCUGGGGCCGCUGCGGACAAUGUCGAUUCCGAGGAGGCUGCCGAUUGCGUGCCGCCAGCUUGGGUGUUCGUCAUGCUCAUGCUCGCCGAGGUCCUGGCGUCGAUCCAACUGCUGGACCCCAAGGACAAGCAGGCCCGGCGCGCGACAGGCGACAUGCUGCGGGCAAAUCAGAAAGCCGACGGCACCGUGACCAGCCUGGUCAAGGUGGCUGAAAAGUUGUCUGGCAAUUCGGACGUGUACGAGAUGAUCUGCUUCAUCGUAACCUGUGGCGCAUUGCUUGGCCUCGGGGCCACGGUGCAGCUGGGGCUGCAUGUGGAUACGGAUUGGCGGAGCGGCGACCCGGGGAUCGGUUCGGUGAAGUCGAGUGUGAUACGGGCGAUCGGGAGAUCGUUCCGUGCGGUGUCGUCGCCGAGACCAAUUGCCAUAGUGUUGCUCCUUGUGCUUUUUGCGAACUGGGGCGCGGUGGCGGACUCCCCCUUGGCCCGGUUCCUCCAGCGCAGCGGCAUGGUCGACCUCGUCAGGUCUGCGGCGGGCAUCGUGCGGGCCUGGGCCUGCUGCCUUGCUGUGCUCGCCGCGCCCUGGCGCGGCCCGGUGCCGGCCUGGGCCGCCAUGGAGGCUCUCGCAGCCGCCGCCCGGGGCGCGAGGGUCUACGUGCGCGAGCGGGUCCACUGGCAGGUGCUGCUGCAGCUGAGCGCCGCCAGCAGGGCCAAGCACGACGUCAUCAGAGGCGCCCUGUCGCUGGAGCUGCUGGCCUUCCUGGCGCUGCUGCCCUGCGCGGCGUCGCAGGGGCGCUGGCGGCUGCUGCUGCCCGUGCUGCUCGCGCCCGUGCUCGUGGCGCUGCGGGAGGACGAGAUGGUCGACGCAGUAGAGGGGUACUUGGAACAGGCCGCUUCGAAGAUGGUCAUGAGCUUUUGCCUCGUCGCGCUGGGCCUGGUCUUCAUGGGGGGCCUGCCAACGAUGGCUUCCAGUCUGCUGGUCACGCAUGGCCUAAUCACCAUACACAAGCUGGACAAGGUGAAGCCGUGA